Messenger RNA from Schistosoma bovis, 7615 nucleotides. Lineage: Eukaryota; Metazoa; Platyhelminthes; Trematoda; Strigeidida; Schistosomatidae. The record is from the annotation of a GenBank genome assembly.
AUGAAUCAUGAAUAUUAUACAAAUUCAUCAAAAGAACUAAGAGAUUGGUUAAGAAGCCAGUUUGAUCAUUUAAACUAUGUGGUCAAUCGUUCAAAACAAUUAAUUGAACAAUCUAAAUCACUUGUGCCUAUUUAUCUACGAACUAAUCGUAUUAAAUCCCCUGUAAAUGGUGUAAUGUUAUGCGAUUAUGAAACACCUAAAUUUAAACUAACCGCUGGUGAACGAAUUGUUAUAAUUGACAAUAUGGCUGGUGGUGUAGAAAAUAAACAGAAAUUCCUACUAAGAACAGGUACUAAUCAAGAGGAAGAUAUAACAUCUGAAGCAUCACACAAUAUGACAUCUGAUACAUUGGAUAUUUGUGAAACAGACAGUGACAGUCAUUCAAGAACUGAAGAAAUAGACGAUCGUUCAACUGACAGUAACUCUUAUUUACGAUAUCCAAAACCUAGAAUUACAACAAUGCCUUAUUGGAAUUUCGGUCGUGGUCAAACCAGUGGUUCUGAAAUCACAAGUAGUGAUCAAACGAGUAGUACUUUUACAGAAAAUGUCAGUCCGUUGGGACAAUCAUCGUCAAAGCUUCAUUGGCAUAUUAGAAGUAUUGAUGGUAAAGUCGAAGCAUUAGUACCAUCUGUAUGUGUGUGGAUUCCGUCACCCGAUAUGGAAGCUCAAGAGAAGGCAAUAAAACUAUACAAAGUUAUAUUGGACAGUUGGAAUUACAUAAUAGAUGAACAAUUGAAAAUUUGUCUUCAAUUUUUCACAAUCUUAUUACAACGGUUUAUUGAAAGCGAUGGUUUAACUACAGAUGAUGAUGAAGCAUUUAAACGAUUUCUAAAUAACUUAGUAUUCUCUUUAACUGAACCACCAACAGCUGAGGCGGAAAAUUUUAAUAAGGAAUUCUUACGACUUAUUGAUGCUACACGUGAACAUUGGAAUAAAACAAAGACAUUUGGAACGCGUACGUCAGAUAGCAUUCAUCUGCGUCGAACAGAAAUUGCAAUAUUUCAAAGUCUGCUUGAUUGGAAUAAAGCUCAUAUGAGAACUAUAAAACAAUAUGAACAAGAAAACAUUAUACCACUUGAUUUAUCACAAAAACUCAAUGAUCUUCAAGAGCAAAGUUUUCAUAUGAUGGAAACUGUGACACUUGUCAAUGAUUUAGCUCAAAAGGAUAAGAAAAAAUUAGAUAGUUUACUAAAUCAAUUAAGAAUAUGGAAUAAACAAACAAAAGACAAAAAUCAAUUUAAUAUUUAUUCAUUAUCAUCAAGUUCUGAUGAUGAAUGGUUGUCAAGUUCAGGUUCGGAGUAUAUAAAUUCAGAGAGUACUUAUGAAUCGAUUGAUGAAACAGAAACAUCAUAUAUCGUUCAUUCGAAACAAAUUAAACAACCACAUUUUACAAGUAGUUUAAAAUUUCCACAUAAAACGUUUAUACUGCCAGCUAUAUUCACAUAUGAUGAAGAAAUGGUGUGUAGUUGUACUACGAGUGAAGAAAUUCAAAGUAUUGGUACUGGUAGUUCUUGUACAACUGACGAUGAAAUUGAGGAUUAUCAAAAAUACCAUUUAAAACAAGAUUUUCUUACAAGAUCGGAGGACGAUUUCUUGAAAGAAAAUAGAAAUUUCGUAACUACACUUGACAAACAAAUGUUGUUAACACUUGAACGGCCAAUGGAUACAAAAGAUAAACCAAUAACAUACAAGAGUAGAAAAUAUAUCGAUACAAAAGACGGUGGGCGCUAUUCAGUUGUCUAUAUUGAAGUAGCGCCAACUGAAGAAACUAAUAUACUUGAUUCCACUGAUCAAGAAAAUUUGAAACCGUCAACAAUUUCAAAAUCUACGCAAUCAGAAGAUCCUUUGAAAAAAACAAAAGUUACACGGAGAACAUGGAUAGAAAAGCAGCAUGUUGAAGAAGCAAAGAGUUUGACUAAAAUUGAAGAGUCAGCUAGAAUAAUUCAUACAAGGCCUAGCAAAGUUCAAAUCACAGAUAUAGGUAUAGAAGCACGUCCAACCUUCAGAAGCAUUGAAUGCUGUACUAGAGAUCUUAUAACCACAACUUCACAAUCAAUAACAGAAUUACGAAAACAGCCACGUCAAAUUACCAAACAAAGAGAGAAUGUUCAAACACAAACAGAAAAGCACUCUGAAGAUUUCAUCUACGCAGUUAGGCAGUACGCACAUGUAAAAGAGAUAACAGAAGCUCAAUUCAAUCAGCUCAUUCAACAAGAAGUAGAAAAGUUGAAAUCUAAAGGCAGAGGCGACAGAGCUUGUCAAACUUAUGAAAUAAUGAAAAGCCCUGUGGGAAUAUAUAAAAUUACAUCUGAUGAUCACAAAGCACAUGAAAAAGUUCCAGAAAGUCCACGAUUGAGAGGUGAAUUUGGUUGUCAGUAUCAGCAACAAAUAAGACUUCUUGACAAACAGGAGCACUACCUUAUAGAAAGUACACCUAAAACAACCAUGUCAGAAAUGUACGACAUCGAGACAAGCAAUGAAGAAAAUAAGGCAAUGUUUGGACAGAUAACCGAAUCAAAAUUAGUAACACAAAGUAUCGCAUUUGUAGAUCAAAGACAAAUACAUAGUAGAGUUAAAUCAGAGGAACGUUCUUCGGAAACAAUAGGAAUAUAUGUUGAAAAUUUCCAAAAAUACGAACAAACCGACGAAGAGAAGAAGGCAAUAUCAAGCCUAAAAGACAAAAAAUACAAAAUGAAAAUAGAAGCCAGCAUACAAACAACAAAAUUCCAAUAUGACACCUGGACACAAACGAAAAUGGACAAAAUAGAAAACACAGAAAAGAGAGAGGAAAAACAAAGUAUCACAACACAAGACAGCAAAAUAGAACAAAAAUACGAAACCAGAACUGAAGACAAAUCCAGAGAAAAACAAGUCAAAGUGUGUAUCGUGGAUUCGACGAGCGAGAGAGAUACACAAGUGCAAGAACAAAAACAAGAAAGGAGGAGAGAGGAACACAGAGAAAUGAAGACAGUGAAACCUGAUCAUAUGGUGUCAGUGAGUACCUCCUACGCAGAACCGCCUGUCAAACAGCCACCACCACGCCAACUGACUGACACUGCCACACAGGCGACCUCAGUUACCACACACGUCACGGAAUCCAGUGAGCAUGUGAUUGUCUCUAAACCCACCGUUCAAGUCCAAGCACCUCUCAUCACCGAGACCGCCUCAUUGGAGUUACCCACACCUGAACCUGUUCGCAAAACAUCACUAGUGGAAGCCACACAGUUCGUGAAACGUUCCACAGUCGACCAACAAAUCGACACAGUACCAGUCUCCUCGUCCGACGUGGGUGCACAGACUGAGCCACACAAAUCUCUACUCGACGGUGCUGCCCAUUUGUCGUUGAAACGCACCGAUGCGACGUCACAAGCCAAACCUAUGCAAUUGUGCAUGGUGGAUUCUUGGAGUGAGAUGCAUGCACCAGUGAAACCAGAGACACCAGUUGUUCCGGUCCACGAACCACCGAAACGCAUCCAAACAUUGGAAGCCUGUGUGCAGACGGUGAAGGAAAUCCAAGCACCUCUCAUCACCGAGACCGCCUCAUUGGAGUUACCCACACCUGAACCUGUUCGCAAAACAUCACUAGUGGAAGCCACACAGUUCGUGAAACGUUCCACAGUCGACCAACAAAUCGACACAGUACCAGUCUCCUCGUCCGACGUGGGUGCACAGACUGAGCCACACAAAUCUCUACUCGACGGUGCUGCCCAUUUGUCGUUGAAACGCACCGAUGCGACGUCACAAGCCAAACCUAUGCAAUUGUGCAUGGUGGAUUCUUGGAGUGAGAUGCAUGCACCAGUGAAACCAGAGACACCAGUUGUUCCGGUCCACGAACCACCGAAACGCAUCCAAACAUUGGAAGCCUGUGUGCAGACGGUGAAGGAAAGUAUGUGUGUUGAGGACAGUUCCUCUAGUGUUAUGAAUGAAUCGGUUAAAGUUUCACCGGCUUCUACUAAAGAUGUUUUUGAUUCACUGCCGUCCUCUCGCUUCGAUAUCUCUGUUUGUGCUACACCUUCUCUUUGUGAUUGUUGGUCUCAAUGUAAUUUGUCAUCAAUUACAAGAUAUCCGAUUGUUGAUAGUUUUGUGAAUUUUGAUCUACCUGUAUCCUUAUCAUCUCCACUUGUUGAUUCUUGUUGUAUAAAGGUCUUUGGUUGCUCCUCUGUAGGAACUUUAACUGAGCCAUUAAAGCCUGUUCCCCGUGGGCUGAAAUGUCCGAACUUAAUUGAUGCAUCUGGAUUCUUCCUUGUUGAUCCUGAUUAUUUGUCUUCAACAAUUCAUGACGAAGAUGUCCCUCUUGACUCUGGAGACCUUGAAUGGGAGUUAGUUGACGAUAAUUUGAAAGAAUUACACCGUUGUUUGGUGAAUAGUUGUGUGCAAACUGAAGAGUCAAAUAUUUAUAGGCCUGAUUCUCAAAGAGAACACUCUCCUUCCUUACCUGUUAGCCAAUUGCCUACCGUCAACAGGAAAAACUUUUCAGUCCAGUAUAUUUAUGAGCCUGCUCAAGAAAAUGCUUGCUGUCAAACCCAAUCCAUGACCUCUGAUAUAAUUCAAAAACAGAUCAUUAUCGAUAAUCUAGAUGCUGAAACCAUGACUGAUGAUAUAGAGUCAAAUGUUGCCAUCUUACUUCAAAACGUAAGUUCUACAGACAUCAGAGAACGUUUAAUUGAACGUUAUUACUAUUCUGCACCAUGCAGUGCCAUGCUUGUGACUGAUGCAGAAGUUCAAGUCAACCUGACUGGCUCAGUUUAUAAAGGACACUCAAAAGAAUUCUACGUAAAAGACAUUUCCACAGACUAUAUUGUUGAGCAUCAUAUAGAAAAUGAAAAUAUAAUACUAGAAGAAUCGAGUGGACAUGAUGACAGUGAACAAACUGUGUCAGGCACAUCAUAUUCGCGAUACAUGAAGCGCUUGCUUCAUGAAAGUGGUGUAACUGAAGUUUGGGAAAAAUGUCCCCCAACACAUUCUGUCUUUGAUUAUUAUCAAAGCCGUCGUGAGUUUGGGUCGGUACGUGAGCAGGCCUCUAUGGCCAUGGAAGAGCCCGUUACAGCAGCAGAUGUUGGGAUUCAAAUUGUAUUCGAUUCAUUUUCACAUAGUUCACCGUCUGAAUCCGAAAUAUCAAGAUCUGAAUCCCCGCUUAGUGGAUCAAGUUACACUUAUGAAGCAUAUUUGAUGCGCUCAAGACUAGGACAAGUAUGUGAAGUCCAGUGUCAAUUCUGUCCUACACAUAUACCAACAGCGUCCCAAACGGAUCAUUACGGAAUUUCUAUGCAGACUGAAAGACAUGACAAAUUAAAAGAGGAUAUUUUUGAAAUUUAUCAAAGAAGACUCAUAAAAGAUCAAAUUGCAGAAGCAUGGACUCAAGUUGAACAAGAUUUGUACACAGAAUCUCGAAUGGAAGAAGUUAGUGAACCUAUCGACGUAAUCGAAGAACGUAUCUUGGAGAUAACGGAGAAGAAAAGUAAAAAAGUUUAUAGUCAAAUAAAAAUUACGGAGGAAUUCACCGAAGAGGAGGAUUUGAUUGUUUGUGAAUUGGGUGUGCAAACAGAUCCGUUCUAUGAUCAGCAAUACUUUAUCAAAGCAAAACAAAGUCAUUCUUCAAUAGAUUUUCGUGAAGAAAGUCCUAGACGUUUAAGUACUACGGGUAUUCAGACAUCAGUAAUUCACCUGGCCAGUAUUAUCUCUUCAGGUGACAUAGCAUGGGCUGAUGAGGAUCUGUGUGAAGUAAUUAAGGCAGGCAUUAGAUUGCUUGGAUCUGAUGAGCAUAAAAGUGAAGAUAUAUCUGUGUCAAAAUAUGCGUCUCACCAACUAAAUAUUUGCGCUAGAUUACCAACUGAUUCUAAUGAAAAGGUGCUUAUUAGUAGCGGCACACAAGUAAUUCCUAUCGAAUCAGAUCUCGAGAAAAAGUUCCAGAAGGAAUGGCAAUCAGAACCUAUCUCUUUCCAUGAAUCUGCAGAACCCUUCCAAUCUGAUGAUAUUGUAGGAAAAGUUGGAACGCUUACAGAAGAAACCCACCACAUGUCGAAAAUUUUAGUUCAACUACGUCAACGAACAUUACAGUAUGAAUUAUUUGAAUCACAAUAUUCAACAUCAUGUAUACAAUGGAAUAAUAUCCGUGAAGUGGCCAGUCCAAGAACAGGAUUAUUUGCACCAGUUGCAAUGGCAAUAAGAAGAGGAUGGAUUCGACUUGGUGAAACCAAUGAAUAUGUGGAUCCAAUGACCGGAGUUGCUAUUCCACUAGAAACGGCUUAUCAACAAGGACGUAUACGAUUAACUAGUUCAUCAAGUCAUUAUGAUAGAAAUGUUAUAACAAAUACACCUGUAUUACUAUUAAUUGAACGAGUAUACUUUAGUUGGUGCAAAGCCUAUUUAACAAGCGUUGUUAAUACGGCUACAGGAGAAGUACUAUCACCCAAUUUAGCAAUAGCAAAUGGUAUACUUGAAACAACGGAAGAUGAAAUACGCCUAUUAGAUAGUUUAACAAAUACAUGGAUUACUAUAGAAGAAGGUGCUGGUAGACAAAUAAUACAAUUAGAACCAUCAACUCCCACAACAGAAUCUAUGGAAGAUGAAUUAGAUGAACCAGUUAGCUGUAAAGUUUAUCAACUCACUCAUGUUUGUCCUGGUGGUGAACCAUCUCCUUGGUUAGGUCCAUUAGAAGCUGUACGUUUGGGAUUAUUAAAUUGGGAAACUGGUGAAGUUGCUGCUGAUUGGCCAGCAAGACCAAUGUUACGUAGUAUGAAUUCUACAGGGCAUUUAUCAUCGGAAGAUUUUAUUCCAACUAAAUGGUGUAGUUUUCUAACUGCAAAACAAGCUGGUUGGUUAAGAUUUAUCGAAGAAAUAGAACCACAACGGUAUAUAACAACAUCAGGUACACCAAAUAAAGAGCCAGGAUCACUUCUAUUAUCAACACAAGUAAAUCUUUUAGCUCCAUCUCAAGUAUCAUUAAAUUAUGAACAAGAUGAUAUUGAAGAAAAUUAUCCUCAUCGACCUAAUCAAUAUCAUCAUGAAUUCAAUAUACCAAGAACUAGAUCAGAUGAUGUUUUUACAACUAGAAAUAUAAGUACAUCUAACUUAUAUCAUUCAAUUAAUGUAUUACCUGAUACUAGAAGUGUAUCAUGUACUCGAAUUGAUAUAACAUCACCAUUAUAUAAUGAUUAUAAAUUAAUUCCAUCACAUGUACAAGUAAGACAUGAAAAUGAUGAACAUUCAUGGACAAGUGAAACACAAAUAUGGGAAGAAUAUCAAGAGACUUCAUCAAGAACUAUUUCACCUGAUAAUGCAAGAGGUCAUCAAUAAAUGUUUAUUUUUUUAUUUUGAUAAUAAAUAAGCAAAUCAAAUGAGAAAUUUACACUCUUUUAAUAUGUUACAAUCAUGUUUUAAAAAGAAAAAAGAAAAAUAGACCCAUUCCAGUACAUUUCCAUCAUCACCAACACUUCUAUGCCCUUUUAGUGAUUAUGAAACCUUUUAUUCUUUGUUAUUAUGUUUUUUUUAUGUAAAAGAAAAUAAUAUAUUAGUUGAACAAUGGAAUAAAAUAAGACAUCAGUAAAACAAAUCUGUUUAUACAUAGAAAUUUUAACUAAAGCAAACAAUACUACUACUACUACUGCUACUACUA